AUGAGAAUUCAUAAGAAAGAGAUUCCUCAACUUGAAAUCAAGCCAGCAAAUUCUAAAAUCCAGAUGUUAAGAAGGCGCCCAAUUUCGGCAGCUAAAAGUAAAACCUAUAUCCAUACAAGAUCUGGAACCUUUAAAAUAUGCUCGCCAACUGGAGAAGGUAGAGAGCAAGCCCUUAUGAACCUUCGAAAAAUGUUCACAAAAGAAUAUACUGACAUCUCACCUGCCAGUACAACAAGCGCUCAAAGUGGAAUAAGAAAAUCAUUUUCGCCUCGUACAAAUCCUCCUGGGUCACCUAUAUGUGAAUCGCCUAAGGAGCCACAGCUAAAUGUGAUAUCCAUGGAGCGUAUUAAAAUCAUACAUGUGAGGUCUAGGACUCAAAUUCCUUGCUAUAUAAAGAAGAAAUAAAUGGGGACAUUGAUGGGAGAUUUGACUACGAGGAGUACUCAUAUGGAGCAGUUAGGAGCCAUCCUGAUGAAGCUGAAAGCAGGGCCUCUGUCCAUUUUGGCGCAAUUCUUAUAGAGCAGGCAGGAGACAUAGCGAUGAAGCUAAAAACAGUGCCUUUCACUUUGAAUUAGACCUCCAGGCUUGGGAAUAUCUGCUGAAGAGGGAAGUUCUAGGUUUUCUUGUCCCUGCCAGAUGGACUUGAUAGGGUUCGCACCCACUUAGUCUUUGUAUCAGGAAUAAAGAACAUCUGCAAGAGAUUGCUCUAAGAUAGGAAGCUAAUCCUUAGUUUCUCCACCGAAGGCUUUUUUUUGAUAGAUUUUACUUACUAAAUAGGCUUCUCUAAUCAGGACCAUCAGGGCACUCUACAGAUGGUGGGUGGCCCUAGGGAGCUAAUCCCUUGGGCAGGUAGUUCAGAUCGGCAAUCCAAAAGGGUGACCUUUUGUGGCCAAAAUGGGCAAAGGCUAGUGGGUUUACCCUCUGGCUAACAUAACAUUUAACUAACUAAAUAACUCACUAGCUUGCUAUACAAUAAAUGCAUAUCCAUUGUAUCACUCUCUAAAAACCAUUAAAAAGCAAGAGCAGUGUAACAAUGAUGAUCUUGAUAGCAUCCCUCAGCUUGAAACGGGCAAUGAGGUGAAAUUGAAUAAGAUCAAAAGAAACCCUUCAUCUGAGUCUAUUUUGGAAUUAAAUUCAAAAAACCCAGAAAGUGUUUCAUCAAAAUGUUUGAAUUUUGAUAAAAAGAAAAGAAUAUAUAACAGAAGAAAAUGGAAGAGCGAGGCAAUAAAUAUCAAUUACCUCAAUGAUAGCUCUGACAAUCAGACAAUGAAAUAUGAAAAAGAAGUUAUUUCAAUAUGAAAUAAUGCUGGAGCAGUUAAUGGCCUUGGAGUUGAAAACAAUAAUGGUAUUAAGUUAAGCCAGGAAACUUCAAAUGAAUUUAAGAGCUCUCAAAAACAGUUUAUUCCAAAAUUCGGCUCAGUAUCUAGUUUAAACUGCAAUUUUAGCCAAAAGCCAAUUGAUUUGAUGGAGAAAACUCCACAAACGAAGAGGAUCAUAGGAUUUUCUCAAUGAAAGCAGACUGAUUCAGAUGAAGAAACAGAAAAAUCACUGAGUCUAAAGCCAAUUAUAUUUAAAAUUAACCCAAAAUCAAUCCCAGAGAGUUCAGGUCUCUCUGAGAGCAGUAAUACGAAAUGUGAAAAUUGCUUGAUAACAACAGAAAAUAGACCUCGAUCAGCAAGCUCAUAUAAAAUUGAUGUAUCUAUUUCAAAAAAAGUAUCACCUUUUCCUCGUAAUUUCAAAAAGAGUUAA
Messenger RNA from Blepharisma stoltei, 1749 nucleotides. NCBI's taxonomy places the organism in Eukaryota, Ciliophora, Heterotrichea, Heterotrichida, Blepharismidae. The record is from the annotation of a GenBank genome assembly.